UUGGUGACAGUGUGCUGAGUCUUUUCUAUUUGUUUCUUAGUUCACAGGUUUCAGCAUGUCUCAGUGUAUGCUCUCAGCUAGUGCAGCUAGCCAUUUGAAUGAAGAUGUGGAAACUGAUGAUUGCUUAACUUCCUAUACUUACCUGUUCAGUCCUGACAUCUUAAAGGACAAAGUUGCAUUUAUCACUGGUGGUGGAUCUGGCAUAGGAUUCCGAAUUGCUGAAAUCUUUAUGAGGCAUGGUUGUCGCACCAUCAUUGCAAGUCGAAACCUAGACAGAGUAACUGAGGCUGCAAAGAAGCUUACUGCUUGCACAGGUCAGAAAUGUGUGCCACUGUCCUUGGAUGUCAGACACCCUCAAACAAUUAGUACUGCAGUGGAAGAAGCCUUGAGGCAGUUUGGCAAAGUCAACAUUCUUAUCAAUAAUGCUGCUGGAAACUUCCUGUGCCCUGCCAGUGCCUUGUCCUUUAAUGCCUUCAAGACAGUAAUAGAUAUUGACACAUUGGGCACUUUCAAUGCCAGCAAAAUCCUGUAUGAGAAGUACUUCAAGGACCAUGGAGGUGUUAUUGUGAACAUUACAGCAACGCUUAGUUAUAGGGGCCAGGCUCUCCAAGUGCACGCUGGAUCUGCUAAGGCAGCCAUAGAUGCGAUGACAAAGCACUUGGCUGUUGAGUGGGGUCCUCAUAACAUUCGAGUUAACAGCUUAGCACCUGGCCCCAUAUCCGGCACUGAGGGCUACCGCAGAUUGGGUGGCCUGAGUGCUGAAGCAAAAAAAUCAUUUGAAUGCAUUCCCCUCCAGCGAGCAGGAAAUAAAACGGAAAUUGCACAUAGUGUCCUUUACCUGGCAAGCCCUGCAGCAUCCUAUGUGACUGGCACAACACUGGUAGUUGACGGAGGAAGCUGGCUAACUUCUGCCAAUCACAUGUCACCUAUGUUGGGUAUUAGCUCACACUCUGCUAACCUAUAAAUGAGGUUCAUUUAGAUCACUGGACUUCACAGGCGAAAAAAGACUAAUGCGUUUGUGAUUUGUGGCAGAAAAAAGAAUGAACAGCUGGGCAGAGGACCUCAGAGAAUGAACUAGAUUUAUAACUACAGGCUGAGAAAGAAUGACAGCCUCAAUUGGAUAGCAAUGUUAUCCUUGCUGUGUGACAGUUCUUCUGAACAGUUUCAAGUACAGGACAUUGAGAGUCAUUCAAUAGUUGUAUCAGCGAUUACUGCAGAGUCUGCCUUGUCAGCAAGGACCUAAAACAUAAUGCACAGAUAUUGUUAAGUUUUCUGAUUUUUUUCCUAAAUGCUCUUAGCAUGCUUUUGUCUUAAAACUAACAUGGCACAAAUUAUGAAAGCUAUAAUAGAUCAUGGGUUCUUAAAAAAUAAAUCACAUUUGUUUUUAUUGAUAAA
This is a messenger RNA of Protopterus annectens (West African lungfish), 1395 nucleotides long. It is a transcript of the gene DECR2, whose product is annotated as 2,4-dienoyl-CoA reductase 2. The coding region runs from base 56 to 964 and encodes 302 amino acids. The transcript is spliced from 9 exons. Gene Ontology annotation, molecular function: 2,4-dienoyl-CoA reductase (NADPH) activity. The record is from RefSeq and is a predicted model, not a curated record. Gene Ontology annotation, biological process: fatty acid catabolic process. Lineage: Eukaryota; Metazoa; Chordata; Ceratodontiformes; Protopteridae.